Syngnathus acus (greater pipefish) is the source of this 2534-nucleotide messenger RNA. RefSeq lists its product as uncharacterized. The record is from RefSeq and is a predicted model, not a curated record. Lineage: Eukaryota; Metazoa; Chordata; Actinopteri; Syngnathiformes; Syngnathidae. The transcript has 5 exons. The coding region runs from base 555 to 1970 and encodes 471 amino acids.
AUACUGGGCUUCAUAAAAUUUAAAUGGGGAAAUGGGAGAAAAAAAAAUGCUACGUUGUGGGACUCCUUUAGGAAUGUGUCAAUGGUCCGGUCGAGUGACGUUUGAGAGCGCUACCACUGCGCAUGCCUAGCGCAUAUACGCGUCGCAUUUGGGGGGACGGUUAAAACUUUACAAUUAGCUGUGAUGUCGGCAGUUGUUUUUGAAUUAAUUUAAUUGUUAGGUUCAUUCGUCGGGUUCGCUGUUAAUUCCGCCUCACGCGGCUUAAAUUGUUUGUAGUUAAUUUGGGCGGAGUACAGGAACAUCAUUCAGGUGUGGUGGGCUCUUUGAUCCUGACCAGUCAGUCUCCUCUUUUGGCUCUGCAGACGUCCGUUAGAUGGCGCCCUCGCCAGUUUUCAAGAUGAGCCACUUAGCAGAGAGACAAUCCGUGGGGGCCUCUAAAUGCCCAGCGGACGUGAGCAAGCACAAAGUGAAACGCCUGAAGUCACGUAAGGAGCGCAGUCAGGUGAGAGGCAGCAAGGACGCCUGCAAGCUCAAAGCGCGCAGCUGCCACGCUCAUGGCAACCUGGAUAUCGGGCACACAUACGGCUGCUGCCGGCACAGCUGUUGCCGGCAUGGCUGCAGGAGGGACGGCGCAUCGACCCCGCCGCCGGCGCUCUGUGAAGCGCUGGCUCCCAUGCAAGAAGCCAGUGUCAUCACGGAGGCCCGCCUCACCGGCCGCCGUGGGCCUCUUCAACCGCAAGGUCAAGUCUAUCGACAUCGAGCAGCUGUUACUGGGGAAGAGGGAGGCCAGGGUCAAGGAGGCAAAGGCGACAUCCUCGCACGUCAUGACUGCUGCAAGUGGUCCCGAUGAGGAAGCCGGAGCCACUGAGGAAGGAUGUGACAACAACAGCCCGGCGUCAGAUGUGACGCCGGACCAAAGAGAACAACAACAUCCAGCAAAAAACGAUUUGCGCCAGGGGCUGCCAUCCUCUGCUGAAUGCACGCCGCAGAGAAAGAACCCCCCUGACCCGCGCCCACCACCUAGCCCGAUUCGCUGUCGGCCCGUCGUCGUGGAAACCAAGGCGGACACGCAUGCCCAAAGAGAGGACACUGGCUGUAAGUCUGUCGCUGUGGUGGCACGGCACCUGUGCGAAGCCUUGCGCCUCCCCUUAAUGAGGAAGAGGGAUCUGGUGGCGGAGAGCAGGGAGGUGCUGGUGCGGGCUCUGCGAGCGGCGCACGGCCAGCGCUUGCAGCAGAACCUCCUCCGCAUACACUCAACCACCGACCUCCACCAUCAUCCCAGGACAGAAGUCCAAUAUCCCACACGGAAAGACUGGGAUGGACGCUUGAUGCCAGACACGUUCCCAGCACCAUUUCAAGUCCACUCUGCGGAUUACUUCUACUUCGGCAGCAAGGAUGCUUCCGCUUUGGAAAACACAAGGAAGGGAAGGCAGCACGUUCCCUGGGAUCUCAGGAGCUCGCCACAGCAGCACUUCAGCCAGACCGACGCUUGGCAAAGCAGCCCCAUGAACACCUCGGCAGGCUUCUUGGAGGACAUCUUCAGGCCUCGCGUCUCGCCGGAGGAGUUCAGCAUGGAUUUCGGCUCCUCCUCGACAGAGAUUCAUCACUUGUUUGGCCUGUCCCCUCCCUGUCGAGCGGAACCGGCGACACACGGCUUUGCCAAAACGGACUACACUGUGGGUCCAUUUGAGGACUGUUUUGCGCGGAGGAGGUUGAGUCGAUCGCAGGCGAGCUGCACGCAACUUGGCGCCCGCCAGGAGCUUGCAGCCCGAUAUUCACCUGAGAGCUUUCCCCUCGAGCGGGAAACCUUCUUUGAAAGUCAACAGUACUUCCCAAGCCCCAUUUUGUUCUCACAACCUUUAACCUCCUUCCACGACCACCGUUACCAGCCAUCUUACAGUCCUCCAUCUUUAUUUGCAUCCUUGUCAAGUCCGAAGCCCUUGUCCUUUUACCACAGGAAAUUGUACUAACUAUUGUAUUAACCCAAAAAGGCAACGUAUUCUUAGCAAUAAUAUGCUCAGUCUUGCCCCCAAGUCCAAAUACUUUAUUCUGAUGGGUUGUGCAUUUUUUGAAAAAUAAUUAAGCAGAUUCAAACCUUGAUUUUCAUCUGGCACAUACGACAGAAGAAUCUUUCUACAAUCAAUUCUCUUUGAACUCACUUUCUGUUCACGUCUCGUAUGCUUUUUUUUGUUCUCUCAUAAACAGUCAGACAAAGAAGAGUGAAAGUGGAAAAUCCAAAAUGAUCACAAUGAACCUCGAAAAUGUGGAAUGUCAAUCCAAAUUGCAAAAAACAGUCCAAGCGAUGCAUCCUUUCUCAAAAGCUCAUUAGUCGAGGCGCUUGUAUCUCAAAGCAGGAGACAUGAUACAUUUUAUUUCACAAUUUCCAAUGCUUCCUCUGUGUUUUAAUAACACGCCUGUGACAUUUGUUCACCAAAAUAGCCAAUUAGAUCAAGAAUUACAUUUUCUUUUCUUUUUUUUCUCAUUUGCAAUUCCACUUCAACUUUUGCAGAUUAAAUGACCUGGAUGACUAACAA